AGCGGCAGACUGAGCUGAUCGGUCAUCAUGGCGGAGCAGAGACAUGCGGAUGAUGGAUCUCAGAUAUGGCCUUGUGAUAUUCGGUGCCAUUGAUGGGUACUCCAGAAAGAUCAUGUACCUUGGAGCUGCAACGGAUAACAAAGCAUCCACUGCCCUUGGUUUUUUCCAUCAGUCAGUGGAGAGACAUGGGUUUCCAUUAAGAGUUCGAGGAGACCAAGGAGUAGAAAAUGUUGAGAUCGCCAGGUGUAUGUUUUCUGUGCGAGGCAGUGGCAGGGGAAGUUACAUGUCAGGAAAAAGCGUGCAUAACCAGCGCAUUGAACGCCUGUGGCGUGACAUAUGGAUGGCGGUUACAAACAUAUAUUACGAUGUUUUGCACAGCCUUGAAGAGGAAGGAUUACUAGAUCCAACUAACAGCCUCCACCUAUUUUGUUGUCAGUAUGUGUUCCUGCCUCGUCUCCAGGCCAGCCUUGCCUCCUUUACUAGGGGGUGGAAUAGCCAUCCUCUCCGCACAGAGGGCAAUCGAUGCACAGACCAGCUGUGGGAAAUUGGACUCCUCCUAAACCCGGUCACUCCUCCACUCCUUUCUGAGAUUGCACAAGACGAAGACUCUGACUGGGACACAGACAGCAUCUCUGAUCAGCCAUGUACGGGAAUUGUAGUUCCUCCAGUUCAAUGCCCUUUAACAGAAGAACUUAAGGCCCAAGUUCAAAUUUUUUUUGACCCAACCACGCACUCUCUAAACUACUGAAGAGAGCGGUUUUAAAUUUUGUGCUACUUCAUACUUAAUGGACGACAUUGAAAUGACUUGUGACCAAAUUAUCAAAGUAAAUGAACAUCCAAUGCAAUUAAUAAAACUCUUGA
Molecule: messenger RNA, 861 nt
Organism: Triplophysa rosa
Lineage: Eukaryota; Metazoa; Chordata; Actinopteri; Cypriniformes; Nemacheilidae
Exons: 6
Coding region: 44-748 (234 amino acids)
Source: RefSeq, a predicted model, not a curated record